Stegastes partitus (bicolor damselfish) is the source of this 1682-nucleotide messenger RNA. It is a transcript of the gene ebag9, whose product is annotated as estrogen receptor binding site associated antigen 9. Gene Ontology annotation, cellular component: secretory granule. Lineage: Eukaryota; Metazoa; Chordata; Actinopteri; Pomacentridae. Bases 320 to 970 code for a protein of 216 amino acids. The record is from RefSeq and is a predicted model, not a curated record. The transcript is spliced from 7 exons.
UUCCUGCUCCUCCCAGUUCAAAGAUGGCAGCCAUGGGACAGAGACGAGCGACGACACAAAUUUAGGAGUUUUGUCAUGAAACCGUAUUGGGAUGUAAAGCUGUUACAUGCAUGGUUUUGACAUGACAGCGAUAUAAUUUGUCUCUGCCAAUGUGUCACCUUAGGAAGACUUUUAAAGGGUUAAGAAUUAUCAUGUUUUCGUGUGGGCUAAGCUAGCAAGCAACGGUUAGCAAAUAAAUGAACUUGUCUCUUCUGCCACACAAGAAGAAAGCAGUUGCCCUGCAUACGGUCUAUUGACACCUUGCAAGCUCAAUUUCAUCAUGGCCAUCACUCAGUUCCGUCUGUUCAAGAUCUGCACAUGUCUAGCCAGCUUACUGUCCUUCUUUAAGAGGUUGAUAUGCAGGAGUGGAAGGGGCCGCAAACUAAGCGGUGAUCAAAUAACUCUCCCGACAACAGUGGAUUUUUCAUCAUCUGUACCAAAACAGUCUGCACAGCCAGAGAUUGAAGAAUGGAGCUCUUGGGAUGAAGAGGCUCCUACAAGUAUUAAGAUUGAAGGUGGCAACGGGAAUGUUUCCCCUUCACCCAAUGAUGCAGAUGAAGAGCCUGACUACUUCAAAGACAUGGCUCCCACCAUCAGGAAAACCCAGAAGAUUGUGCUGAAGAAAAGGGAGCCGUUGAACUACCUGGUGCCUGACGGCUCAGCAGGAUUCUCCAGCAGGCUGGCAGCCUCUCAGGAUAUGAUGACCUUCACCCAACCCUCAGCUGAACUGGGAGAAAUGGACAACUGGCAGGAGGACACAAAUGCAUGGGAGGACGAGUCUGAUGCUGCCUGGGAGGCAGAGGAGGUGCUCAGACAACAGAAAAUGGCCGAGCGAGAGAAGCGGUCCAUGGAGCAGCAAAGGAAAAAAAUGGAGAAAGAGGCUCAGAGAAUGAUGAAGAAGGAGCAGAAGAUUGCUGUCAAGCUCUCGUAACAUUUUAAAAAUGCUCAGUUUUGAGCCAAAGGGAUCGGGGUAGGGUCAAAGACAUUAGAUCAAUCUUUACUCUAUCUUUAAAGUCAUCAAACCAAUCAGGAUUAUCACCAUACACUAUUUAUCUGUUAGCAAGCUGUCCUUCUUCUCCUUCUGUUUCCACCAGCAGCCAUUUUAGUGUGUUUUCCAUCUGCAACAGUGUGAAAUGCAUCAGUCUUGAGGGCAGAUAAUGCACCAGGGGUAGUUGUACAUGUGACAAGGUCAUUUUGGCCUUCAAGGGAGAGUUGCAUUUAUAUGAUCCAGUUCAUCUUAGGUUAAAGGUUAGAAGCAGCUUUAGUAGGUUUAGAUUCUUAUUCAAUCUGUUAGGUAGUGUAGGAAAAUGUUCUGUUUUGGUUUUUCCCAGGAUUAUUUGUAAAUAAAAUGGUACCUGUGCUACCUUUUGAAACUCAGAUAGGCAGUACAAUUCCUUUUCUUUGUCUUUUUAUGACCUCAAAGGCAAAGGUGUGUAAUUUAUUUUAUGCAAUCACUGUAUACCAGUGACAUCCCUCGGUUUGCUUAAUUAUUGUGUUUUUAUAUUUAUGUCUGUCACUGUCUGAGAACUGAUUUUUUUUUUUCUAAUGAAUGUUGCUUGAUAUUUUACAGUAUCACCCUGUGCUGUAUAGCCCUAAUUAUUACACUGGAAAUCUGCAUUAAAAUGAAGACUGGAGAUUUUCAA